Molecule: messenger RNA, 4212 nt
Organism: Penicillium salamii
Lineage: Eukaryota; Fungi; Ascomycota; Eurotiomycetes; Eurotiales; Aspergillaceae
Source: the annotation of a GenBank genome assembly
AUGAUGAGCGCGGCAUCGUUCGCGAGCCCCAUCGGCGGUCGCCCACCUCAGUACCGUACUCCGUCCCCUCCGCUACGCGCCGUCGAACCCAUCACUCCAUCCACCGCCACGGAUAUUUCCUCAUCCUGGAUCGCUCGCGGACCCCCUCGAGCUACUAGUCUUGAUCACGACCAACGCCCGUCAAUUCACAAUCGACAUGUCGCCGAAAAUGGCUCACACCAACGAUCGGGGCAUGGCCGCUCAAAUUCAACCAUUGACACGCUUGCGACAAUCGCACUCGCAACCAGCCCUACAUUCGCACCACUCCCUCCAAACCCGUCCUCUCCGGGUCCUCGAUCUUCAAUCCCUCUCUUUCCCUAUGAUUCCGCAGAGAUUGAGCGUCCUGCCAAACGAGCCCGGUCGGUGAGAGAUCCGUCGCCCUACCGCACGCGGCCAGGAAUGCCCACAGAAAUUGCUCGACCUGCCGGGCUGGAAAGCAUGACGACUGAUGCGGAGCUCCUACUCAAUUUUGCACGGCCAACUAAUUUCUUACCCGGCAAUCACGCAAAAAGAGUCAGCAUCGACGAGUCCUUCAAUCACUAUGUGGACGACGUGAUGCGUCAAUCUCAAGUGGGACUCUCGGCUGGUGGACAUGCGGAUCACGGCGACGCAAAAUCAACCCACAACCCCGAUGACAUCCCUACCUCUCGUAUGCGCUCUCGCUCCGACGGGUCAGCCUUCCUAUCCCGUCCUGUGAUUCGAGGAGUCCGCCCAACGACUAGUGCUGGAACCCUGCCGCCUAUUGUGUGGGAGGAUGAAAACGAAAACACCGCCUGGUAUCCUUCAGUAGAUGCAACCAAUACUACAGCCCUCGAAGUUCAGCCCUCCGCCACUUCUUCGGAUCCACAUUUUCUACACCAAACAUCAAAUUUUCCGCCACAAACAGAAUCAGAGGAAAGCGACACCAACUUAGCAAGCUGCGCAGGAUGUCAUCUGGUGCGAAUCCCGGCCGACAGCGAGGAGCAAGAUGAAGAUACAUGGAUCAACUGCGACGGAUGCAACCGAUGGUUCCAUAUCCUCUGUGCCGGCUUCAAGACGGAUCGGGAGAUUCGCACAAUUGACAAGUACAUUUGCCGGCUAUGUCGAACGACGUACGGUCAAACUACCUUUGUGCGGAAGUCCUCCAGGGCGCGCACGGCUAUCGACUACGCUGGUCUCAACCAAGGUGUCGUCAAGGCUGCCAGUGAUUCGCUUGAGCACCACUAUCUAGAGCCUAUUCGCCAAGGCAAGAUUCGAUUUCAACCAGAAAAGUUCCCGCGAAUGAAACCAGAACUGGUCACCGCGGAAUAUUUCGAGCGUGGUAAUGGAUGGACCGAGCCCAUUGUCAUUCCUGCCUGCUGGAACACCAGCGAGCCAAUUCAUCAACGAGAAGAAAAUUCCGAGCUCGAAACUUUGGUCCAGGAAGCCCCCUCUCAAGAAAUGUUUGAUGAACUUCUUGAGCAUCUUCCGGAGCAUGAGCCUCAGGUCGAAGAUGCUGUUGACUGUGGCCAGGAUCUCCUGGGUAUGGUCAUCCCUCAAGGCCUUACGGUGCGUGCUGUGGCAGAGCUUUAUGGACUGGAAGAAAGGGUUGAGGUGAUCGAUGUGAAAUCCCAACAAGGAGAAGACAAGAGAUGGAACAUGCAAAAAUGGGCCGAUUAUUACGAGAGCACCGAACCGGAUAAGCCUGUCAGAAACGUCAUCAGUUUGGAAGUCUCGCAAAGCAAGCUGGGCAGACUCAUCCGCCGGCCAAAGGUUGUACGUGACCUGGAUUUACAAGAUGCCGUGUGGCCAGAAGAAUUAAAGGCCGUUGGUGACUACCCUAAGGUUCAAUUCUACUGUCUGAUGUCGGUUGCCGAUUGUUACACCGAUUUCCAUAUCGACUUCGGCGGGUCUUCGGUAUACUACCAUAUCCUGAAGGGCAAGAAGACCUUUUUCUUCAUUCCCCCCAAAGAUAAGCACCUCAAAAAGUACGAAGAGUGGUGCAACUCCCCCGCUCAGGAUUCAAUCUUCCUUGGUAAUCAGACAAAGGAGUGUUAUCGCGUUGAUCUUUCUGAGGGUGAUACCAUGCUUAUCCCGUCCGGCUGGAUUCAUGCAGUGUGGACCCCAAAGAACAGUCUUGUCAUCGGUGGUAACUUCCUUACCAAGUUGAACUACGGCAUGCAGAUCAAGGUGCUCAACAUUGAAAAGGAUACCAAGGUUCCGAAGAAGUUCAGAUACCCGUUUUUCCAGAAGAUCCAGUGGUAUACAGCCUUGAAGUAUCUGGAGGAUGACCCCGUCCCACAAAACGUCCUGGAAGCCUUCAUGCAGGAUGAUCACUAUCGCUUCCACCGCCAAUAUCCGAUCUAUUACGAAUUUGGAGAGCGUGUCAAUCAAGAGCCUCGAGGACAUCAUCUUCACAACGCACGUUUCUAUUCACAAGCUGAGCUAGAAGGCCUUCCAGAAUUGACAAGGUAUCUAUUGCGGACGGCACUCAUUGCUGGGGGAUACACCGUUGAUGGGAACAUCUCCAUCGAAACUCGAAACGCGGUCAGGCGUUCCAUCCCCAAAGGCACCGGUGAUCCCGUAGAUGUCAUCAGGAAAUUUGGAAUCUGGGUGGCUUGGAAGCGUGGUAACGAGAGGUCUCCCAUGUGGACUCGGCCAGGUGUCAUUGAAAGCAACCCCAAGGUGUCUCUUGUGGAAAAGAAGUCUGCGGGGCGGCCCAGUCGUCGAUCCGAACGUAACGCCGACAAUCAGCGUACCUACGCGGAAAGACAAGCAGUUCAUUGGCCCUCGGAAGAACCCCCCGCAACACCAAUUCCUCAGCACAGCAGCCUCGUUCAAGGACAGCCCGACGGAAAUGCGACUCCAGCACCUUUCAACCCCCUUCAAGACUCCGCUACCAAAGAAAUCACCACUCCCAAGCCUCGAGUUGUCCAACGAAGCUCAGGCCUUGGUCCAAAACGAGUGGCAUGUGACGCGUGUCGUAAACGACGUAUUCGAUGCCGACACAAGGAUGAACCUGGUGAUCUGGUGCUCAAUGGACAAGUGGCAGUCAAUGCUUUCACGCCUGGCUCAGGCGUAAGCACGCCCUCUUCUUUAGCCCAGGAUGCAGUUUCUGCGUUGAAUUCAUUGGCGGCGAUUGCAUCUCAAACAGGUUUCCCGAGCAAUGGUCAACUCAUGGAUCUUGACCGGUUUGAGAGCUCUGCGAGAUUCCAGUCAGCAGUCAUGGGCAACUCAACGGCAGCUGCCAAUCGUUUGAUUGAUUUAAGUCCGGAUGGUGCCAAUGGUGGGAAGAAAGGGCGCAGCAAGGCGUGUGAUGAUUGUCGGAAAAGCAAGCGUCGCUGCAUACAUGACGAAUAUGGCCGAAUAGAUCCGAUCAAAGCCCAGGAGCGCUCUAAACCCCGUGCAAAUGCCUCUGCAAAGCGGGCGCGUCCUGCUGACGAGGAGGGCUCUCCUGCCACGGCAAAGAAAACAAAGCAGGAGAGUACAUCGCCCAUGACGAAGCCAGCGGUUUUCUUCAAUCAUGGUGAUGGAGAUGAACAGAUGCCCCAGUCUGGGUUGAUGGAGCCUUUUGGUCACGAACCGAUCAUGAAUGUUGACUCCAGCAAGCAUCUGCCAGAAGAAGGCGAUGCACUUCAGAGUGAAGCUCUUUACGUCUCACCUCCUACAUUCCAGCCCGAGUCCAUGGAUGCGAAGGAUUUGGACGCCGUGCCUGUGUCUUCAUCUAAGCCAGACACAUCCCUGGUGUCACCGCCCACGUCGCUGGCCGACGAGAUGGAUGUGGUCCAAGAGGGCGAGGCUGUACAAUCCGUGGAAGGAGAAGUUUGGGCAGCUCUAAACACGCCCAACUCCAGUUCGCGGCACUCGUCUCGUCAGCCCCGGCACGUCGACCGAUUUGUACCUGAACCAAUUGUGACUCGGGCUCCAAAGCCGGCGGCACAUGCACCAUCUGCCAUUGGCGUGCGGAAGAGAACACCCCCACCACCAUCGACGAGAAAACCUUCAUCGCGACCCUCGUCUUCGCAUGCGAAAAAGAGCUCUCCAAUGUAUGAGAAGCACUUCCAUCGUCAUGCUCCCACGUCACUAUCCCCGCGUCAACACAAACAUACCCAGCAGUUGACGGGGGAGGAAGUCGGUGACGAGGAAAGCCUUCGUUUGAUACGAGAGAUCCAAGAACAAGAAUUUGGUUUACGGAAACGAUCGACACGCGUUUAA